AUGUCCACCACGACCACAGUCACCGAAUCCGCGCCCAUCACGGCCGAGAGCAUCCUGCGCCUGUUCCCCGAGAUUGACACCGCCUCCGUGGCGCUCGAGGGUCACGAUGAAGAGCAGAUCCGGCUGAUGGACGAGGUCUGCAUCGUCCUGGACGAGGAUGACAAGCCAAUCGGGACCGCGAGCAAGAAGCUGUGCCACCUGAUGACCAACAUCGAUAAGGGCUUGCUUCACCGCGCAUUCUCCGUGUUCCUGUUUGACGACCAGAACCGAUUGCUCCUCCAGCAGCGCGCUUCCGAGAAGAUCACGUUCCCCGACAUGUGGACAAACACCUGCUGCUCGCACCCGCUGAGCAUCCCCGGCGAGACUGGCUCGACCUUGCCCGAGUCCGUCGAGGGCGUCAAGCGUGCGGCGCAGCGCAAACUCGACCACGAGCUGGGCAUCAAGAAGGAGCAGGUCCCCAUCGAGAACUUCCGAUUUCUGACCCGCAUCCACUACAAGGCGCCCAGCGACGGCCAAUGGGGCGAGCACGAGAGUAAGCCGGCCGACUCCCAUAUCCCCGAAGUCGACUACAUCUUGUUCAUCAAGGCCAACGUCGACCUGGACAUCAACAAGAACGAAGUCCAGGAUACCAAAUACGUGUCGCCCGAGGACCUGAAGAGCCUGUUUGCCGACCCCAAACUCAAGUUCACGCCGUGGUUCAAGCUGAUCUGCGAGUCUAUGCUCUUUGAGUGGUGGGCGCACCUGGACUCAGGCCUCGAGAGGUACCUCGACGAGCAGGAAAUCCGCCGCAUGUAA
Messenger RNA from Neoarthrinium moseri, 795 nucleotides. RefSeq lists its product as uncharacterized. Gene Ontology annotation, cellular component: cytoplasm. The record is from RefSeq and is a predicted model, not a curated record. Gene Ontology annotation, biological process: isopentenyl diphosphate biosynthetic process; isoprenoid biosynthetic process. The transcript has 3 exons. NCBI's taxonomy places the organism in Eukaryota, Fungi, Ascomycota, Sordariomycetes, Amphisphaeriales, Apiosporaceae. Bases 1 to 795 code for a protein of 264 amino acids. Gene Ontology annotation, molecular function: isopentenyl-diphosphate delta-isomerase activity.